GUCGUUAAGACAGCCGGCCGUCCACCGAAUUCACCCCCGGUCACACCCUGAGCGAAGCUCAAAUGCGUUUGGUGAGACCGUCUUCUACGGCCGCCGCCCGCCGUCACUCGGCGCACAUCACUAUUUUCUGGACCACGCGCAAGUUGUAAACAGUUCCCCCACGGUCUUGAUAGCGCGCGCGCGCAUAGGAAAUCAGAUACCGAUGACACCAGCUCGGAGGGGCGACCGGUCGCUGGCUGCUUGAGCCAGAUCUGCCUGAACGUGGGUUCCGCCGUGUGCUUCGGUUGCCUUUCCCCGAUCAGUGGCUUCUGUUCUACCGCCGUUGCUCGGGCUCGCAGUCGCCUUAUUAAUUUUUACGUAGAUUUUUGUACUGCACCGAAGGCAGCCCUGGUGCAACGAAAAUAGCAGAGCAACCAUCAAUCUGACCGACAGUGGAAUGCUGCUUACAGGCAUGCAGAAACGCUUGGCGCCACUCCUUCGCUUUCGAAAAGUGGCGCGUCAGUGAUCAUUCUGGGUGAGUGACUGCUCGACUUCACUUCUUCGAGGGUGUCGGUGUGGUGUGGCGGCUUACGGACGAGUCUGCAGUGGGAGUUGCAGUACACUCCAGGGCGAGCGUCACGCCCUAAGAACCUGGUGUUGCAGCUUCUAUUCGUCAUCGUCUUGGUCUUCUUGAAUUCACCCUUGGGGUGGCCGCGUCCGAGAACUUAGUUUAUGCUGUGACGGUCAGUGACGAGACCCAACCAAGCUAUGGCGCUACCGGACUCUCGGGCCUGUUUGCCCGUGGCUAUUUCCGCGUCCAUAUAUGUGUUCGUGGCGAUGAUGUUAAUCAAGUCCGAGUCCGUGAUCUACAUCGGUUUCAUGGACAUGCUGGACAUCAACAGACAGGAUGCCUCCUGGCCUCUCACCCUGGCUAUCAUCAUCUCACAAUUGGCCGGUCCCGUGUACGGCGUUCUGGGCGUGUGUAUGUCCGAGCGCGCCAUGCUGAUAUGCGGUGCCUUGCUGUGCGCUCUGUCGGUUAUGUUGUGCUCGCUGGCCAACAGCCUUCUGCUCGUCGUCAUAUUGUACGGAGUUUUUUACGGACUGGGAGUGGCGUGCGAAGAAGUGCUUCCCUUCACCGUGGUGGCCCGGCAUUUCGUCAGGUAUCGGGGCACCGCCAUGGGUUUGCUCUUCGUCGUGACUGCGGUGUCGGGCUUCGUCUCACCGCUCAUCACGGAGGCCUUGCGGCAGGCUCUAGAGUUCCGUGUCGCGCUCCUGGUGCUCGGAGCCCUGCAGCUGAACAUGCUGUUCGGCUGCAUCUUCGUCAACCGGGUGCCGCCGACCGGAGAGCCCAACGGCGAACACGAAGUCGCCGCACCGCCCGUCACCAGCAGGUCUCGUAGGAGCAGCUUCCAAACGGCUUCGUUCGCGCACUCCUGCUCCAAGGACCUCGUGGCUUCACUCGCGAUUCGCGCCGAGACAGGUCAUGGCGACAAGCAGUCUGGCGAGGCGGAGCCUUUGCUGGCGAAGAACCGCGGAGCCUGGAGCCGACUUAAGCGCAACCUCGGGUCGCUGGUUACUGUCGCGUUCGCACACAUCAGUGCGUCCCGCGCCAUCUCCGUGCUCGUGCUGGCAACGUUCCUCUUAACAGCCGUAGACUUCGGCGCGGACAACGGGCUGGCGGGCUACGAGGCCGUCACUCUUGUCACCGCCGUGGCGCUCGGGGACCUGGUGUCCCGCAUCGGCACGGGCCUUCUGCUGGAUUUCAAGAUGAUGAGCGCGGACUGCCUGAUGGUGUGGGGCUUCGGGAUCCAGGCCGCGGCGCUCGCCGCCACUGCGCUGGUCAAGCGGUACUGGCUUCUCAUGGUCAGCUGCUUCUUGGUCGGCGUGUCCGGCGGCGGUCGCAUCUUCGCCAGCACUGUCAUGAUAUCCGAACGAGUCGAGCAGGAUUCGCUCUCCCUCAGUUUUGGGUGCCAUGAACUUUAUCGCCGGCGUCGUGUGCUUAGCGCGGCCGCCGCUAAUUGGUUACGUGCGCGACGUGCUCGGCUGUUACGACCCGCUGUACAUCGCUUUCGCCAUCACCAACGCUAUCUUCACGGUGACGUGGAUGGCCAGCCUGUUCUGGGAAAGACGCAGUCAUUGCAGAUGGGAAAGACAAGAUGCCAUCUCUUCAUCUCAAGAAAGGGAAACAGCGGUGGAGUAGUGGACAUCAAGAAACAUUGAAAAUUAUUGUGAUACAAGAAGUUUACCGUCGCGUUCCAGGUGUCGUUACAGUUGCGUGCGACUUGACGUUUUAACUUAUACUAUUUACACGGUUGGUUGCUUUUAUUUUUCUCUGCAACUUUUGACUUGUAAUUUACACGCGGACAAUACUCUAGUUUGUUUCUCCUAGUAGCCCUCGCAAAGAGAAAAAGAAAUGUUUACACCAUA
Messenger RNA from Rhipicephalus sanguineus (brown dog tick), 2406 nucleotides. RefSeq names its product monocarboxylate transporter 9-like. Gene Ontology annotation, biological process: transmembrane transport. Lineage: Eukaryota; Metazoa; Arthropoda; Arachnida; Ixodida; Ixodidae. The record is from RefSeq and is a predicted model, not a curated record. The transcript has 8 exons. Gene Ontology annotation, molecular function: transmembrane transporter activity. The coding region runs from base 748 to 2199 and encodes 483 amino acids.